Scatophagus argus is the source of this 5400-nucleotide messenger RNA. RefSeq names its product APC membrane recruitment protein 1 (gene amer1). Bases 739 to 3846 code for a protein of 1035 amino acids. Lineage: Eukaryota; Metazoa; Chordata; Actinopteri; Scatophagidae. The record is from RefSeq and is a predicted model, not a curated record. The transcript is spliced from 2 exons. Gene Ontology annotation, biological process: regulation of canonical Wnt signaling pathway. Gene Ontology annotation, molecular function: phosphatidylinositol-4,5-bisphosphate binding; beta-catenin binding. Gene Ontology annotation, cellular component: plasma membrane.
UUAUUAUUAUUAUUAUUAUUAUUGUUGUUGUUCUUGUUGUUGUCGUUAUCAUUAGCAUCAGCGUCAUUAUUAUUAUUACUAUUAUUAUCAUUCUAGAACACACGUUACACACAUGUUGCGUCACUAGCAUGCGCCGAGGAGGAGAGUCACGAAAGGAGAUUUGGGAAAAUUACCUGAGAAGUCGGGAGAGGAAGUCAUCAUCCAGCAUUUAAAGGCUUGUGUUGUUGUGAUCAUCUUAAACGAAUUCGCUAUGCGUGGCCUAACUACACACAUGAAUCCAAUCAAAGUGUAGUUGCUCCGCGUAUUUACUGCACUGCUGCGAUGUGUUUUACCGUUACCCACCGUUAGCAACUGUCAGACUCGUUACAGCCACAAACUGCAGGACACACACUGGUGAGUGGGGUUAACGUUGUUAGCAAGCACCCCAGCUAACGUUAGCUAACAGUGUGUGAAAACAAAUGAUACCGUAUGUGGUUAAAGCUACUCCGGGGCUCGCUUCAGCCACAAGCCAACUACAGUUAAUCUGAAGUAAAAGUUAACGUUAAACACACCAGAAACCAUGAACUGACAGGCAACCUCGUCUCCUGGUCGACAACACUAGCUCCGUGCUGCGAGAUUUUGGCUUAAGUCGGGCUCAAGUCAGAUGGAGGACAAACUCUCUGCAGUACUUUUAUCUGCUGAUUUUGGAAACUCAGCUGCUAUGCCUUCUGUUGGACUGCUUGUGUAAAUGUGGUAGCUAUGGCUUCUUGCAAGGUAGUUGAGCUGCCAAAUGAGACCAAAGAUGUUUCUUCAGUCCCAGAACAGCUGUCUCGAUGCAGCGCUGAUGACAUCGCAGAAGAGCUUCAGUCGGAUGUGAUGAAUGCUACAGUGAAAUCCCAGAAAUCUGGAAGAUUUAGGCGGACCGCCCUGACAUUUUUUGGAGUUCGUAAAAGUAUCUGUAUUUUGCCCAGCUUUUUUGGAGGAAGGAGUAAAAAUCAGAGCAAGUGGUCUUCUAAGAAAGGAAUCACCAAAAGCAGAACACAUGAUGGGCUAAGUAAGGUCAGUCAUGAUGACAAUCUGAGAGGUGGAUACACCUCAGCUGGAGAUUUUGAGUACCACUGCCAGAGGGACUCUGCAGGAGAGCUCCACAGCAGCUGCCACAAUGAAUGUAGUCAACCCACUGCUGACCAGAAAUCACUGACUCUCACCCGUCAGAAAAAGGGUUUGAGGGGUCUUUUUCACAGUCUUAAGUACCACAGAAACCAUAGAAAUGUUGGAUUGGAUAAAACUGAAAUGAUUGCAAUGACCUCUCCUCACAGCAAGAAAGAGGUGCCUGUUGUCCAGGACAACACCAACCAGUAUGUCACGGAGUGCCUGGGAUCUGAGCCUGAUGUGCCUGAUUUUGCAGAUGUUAUAUGUGAUAUUUCCAUUGGUCCUGAAUGUAUUGAGGCUGAUGUGAUUGCAUUAGAGAAAUGUUUUGAGCAUGAAAGCCCAAAGUCUGAGCUGGAUGAUCAGAUGUGUGAUGGUCAAAUGGAGGAGAUGAAUUUGGUGACCGUAGUUUCCAGUGAAUAUGAGGAGAGCGCUAACGGACACAGUGAACCUUGUGUGAAACUUCAGACGAUGUCUGAGCCUGUAUUAAAGUCAGAAACACCUGAUGGAUCGUCAGAGCAGCUAAACCUGAUUUUUGGAGAUGUAGCAUCACUAAAAAGUUUUGAUUCACUCACUGGCUGCGGAGACAUUAUUGCAGAUCAAGAAGAUGAUAGCAUCACAGAGAGCACAGUUUCUGGAGAAAGGAGCAGAAACGGAGGAAAGAGGGCCUCCUGUUAUCUUACUUAUCAGGGUGGUGGCGAAGAAAUGGCCUCUCCAGAAGAUGUGGAUGAUGAGUGUCUUCAUGAUUUCUGUGUGUCAGAGGAAAUUUGCUAUACUUGCAACCAAGAUCACACAGAUUUGGCUGCUGACCUGACAAGUUCUCACAAUAUGGACCUGCUGAACAGCAACAGUGCACAGCAAGCCAGUGGCAUGGAUGCUUCUUCAAUUGCUGAUGUGUUAACUCCUCAAAGUGAGCAUCAAGAAUCAGUUCCAAAUAGUGAUGAGGGCUACUAUGAUUCAACUACCCCGGGGCCGGAUGAAGGACAAGAGAAAACUGAUCGACUAAGAACUGACAGAUUGCCAAGGGACAGUUACAGCGGUGAUGCCCUCUAUGAACUUUUUGCACCUGAUGAGAGUCUCAUCAGUCCACAUUAUGAAAACAAAUCAAAACUACCCAGUUCAAAUCAGUGCGAGUAUCUAAGUGAGCCAGUUGAUGUGUCAGAUUCUGCCUUUGUUCCAGAAAUGAAUCGAUUACAAAUAAGUGCUGAACUGUAUAAAGUUCACGAUUUCCUAGAGAGACCAAGCACAUGCAGUAAUUCCUCAGACUUGGCACACAAUGUGAUUGGUCAGCAGGAAGUCAGCACAAAUAAAAACUGUAACUUGAAUUCAAAACCGCAAGCAUCAAGCAGCAGUAAUAAUACUGAACCAGAUAUAUUUGAUGGAACGGAAAAUAUGCUUGCUUCCACUGAAAAAAGAACAAAAUCCAUAAAUGCGGAUUGUGAGAAAAGUCACAGCAGCAUAUCAUUCGGAUGCGUGUCUGACCCAGAUUUUGAAACAUUUUGUGAACCCAAAGAGCAACAUCUUGAGGAGAACAAGCCCGUGGCUUUACCAUACAGAAAUAUCAAUCCUCAGUCCCCAGAAUGUAGCAAUGAUUUGGAUGAUGGACAAACUGUGAGUUUCUCACAAGCACUUGUGGACUACACGAAACAGUCUCAGAUGCUGAGUAACUUGCAGAGUAAUGUGGAUGAUUUGGAGGCCAACCCUGCCUUCACUCCAAAUAUGCAGGCCUUACCUACCAUAGUCACAUUUGAUAUAGUGGAUAUGCAUAAUGAGGGUGAAUAUGAUGAGCAGAUUCAUGUGGAACUGGAGGAGGAUAUUUCAUCACCUUAUCAGGAAUUUGAGGACAGCUACCUACAAAAAGAUGCAUUCGCUGAAUGUGACUAUCAAAUGUUGGACCUGUAUGAACAGAAUCUGAUCAGUAAUACAUGGGCAGUCGCUAGUCUCCCACGGCACCUCGGCCUUACAAGAGCGAAUCAGUCCAUGCCUAAUCCACUGUCUCUAGACAGAAGAAGUAGGUCUCUGGACACAGAAAGCCUCGAGUUGAAGAUGCCUGACACAUACAGAGAGAACAGAGCUGCUAACAUUUCUUGUUCUCAAACUGAAAAGAACUCUGAAAGAGACUUCUCAUCGUAUUACAAAAAGAAUGUACUCGUGUCUGCAUCGGAGGUUAGAGACAGUAGCAGCAUUAUGGCCUUAUCAUGGCAAACAAGGUCGGAAAUGGCUUUAAGCCUUCCUCUGGCGGAUGGGGAAAUCACUGAAAAAGUACAGGGUCUCAGUCAAACCCAAGCAAAACACAAAAUGUUUUCUAGUUCAUCCAACAGUGAUUUUCCUAGUGGUAAAUCACAGCAUCUUUACUCUAACUUGUCAGACAGAGCGACAUGCGAUUUAACUUCACAUAAUACAGAGUUGUACAACAGGCAGUGUCAACUUCCUUUGCAGUCAGGUUCUGGUUCACCUCAUAGCACCUUUGUUUAUUCUGGAAUGAUGAAGGUAUCGGAUGAUGUUGAUGAGGAUGUUUUUUGUAAAGCUGCCACUAAUUUACAAUCCUAUAAUCAGUGUGGUAAAAGCAGACCAGUGCCUAGUAGGGAACGAAUAUCUCAUUCUGGAAGUCCUGUGAAGACAGGUGUGUCUAAAGAAGAAAUGGCCAUCCUGAGUGACACAAGAGCACACACGGAUGUAGCAGCCUGCAACAAACUCCCCGAGGCGACCUUUGAUUGAAAGUCAGUCGUACACUCAGCAUUAAGACCACAUGUAUAUGUGCCGAUUAGUGCUUUUAUGUUUCAUCCAAAGGUGUAAUUGUUGAUUCAUUUGUACUUACGCAGUUGAUUCUUUGGGAAGGUUGUUGCACACUGUGAUAGACAGGAUGUGAAUUGAUAACCGAGACUAUGUGCCAUCGUUUUGGGAAGUCAAAAGGGAUUUUCUGCAUUUGCACAUUAACGGUUAUUUUCUAUGUCUUGUCACUUACACGUUGAAAGUGCUCACAGAUUUAUCUCAUUAAGCUAUUGAGUUUUACUAGAAUGUUUAAACCCAUAUGUAGCCUCAGUAUCCAGGAUCCAAUAAUAAUGUCACACUUUGUUUACUGGAUAUUCAUUAGCCUGGUUUCCAGCCAAAACGAGGUUAGCCCAGUCUUUCUUACUGUGCCCCUAAAAAAAAAAAAAAAAAAAAAAAAAGAAAAAAGGGUAUGCUUCUGCUUUAAGUGCCAGUUUAUGUUUGUGUUAGCUGCUUUCUUGCCUUUUCUUCUUCACUAUGCUUUAUGCUGGUCUGUCAUGAUGCUCAAAUUUAGUGUUUGUAGCUGUUUUCUUGGUUCACCUAAUUUAAGACCUGUAGUAUCUCAGAGGGGAAAAUCACAGAGAGGUAUACCUCAGUCCACAACAUAAAAGCUAUUUCUUGAUGCCUUCAUGUGGUGUAUUUAAAAAUCAUUAAGAAUUAAUUGCAGCUUGUUUAACCUCGAAAUAUCUAACAGCUAGUUUUCCCCCUCAACCUUAAAGAGGAUAUGAAGGUAAAGGAAAUGUACAGAUGGACUGAUAGUUCUUGUAUCUUAACGUCAGCUGCCCUUUCAUUUACACACUUGAGAUAACCUCAGUACCUUAUCUUUAUAGCUCAUUUCACAAACAGUUGUCCUGUGUAUGGAAGUACUUUACAUAAGGUAUUGAAGAAAUAGCAGUUUUAUCUAGAAAAGGGUGGAGGAAAACAAAUCAAGGAAAAAAUGGCUGGUAGUACUUAAUAGACUUAAAUGUAGUGUGUUUGCUUCUGGACUCUCAAGCCAGUUUUAGGCAUUUUUUCUUUUUUGUUGUUUUUUCCUCUGCUUCCAUUUUCUGACAGCUUGAGAACCUGUGAAGUGCAAACUUCUUACAGAAAUGAUGCACUCAAUUAUUGCAUUACUAUAAGCUUGUGAAAUUUUUAAUUUGUUUGGAGUUGAAAUGUUAGGUCAAAAGAUAAACUAGUAUUUUCACCUGAUAUCAUUUUCUAGCGCAUUUAAUGUUUGAUCGAUCAGAGGUAAAACUUUCACAUGAUGUCAGGUUUUUUUUUUAUAGUGUAAUAUUGAACAAAAGUCAAAGAAUUUGUAUUUAUAUUCUUAGUUAUUUGUACACUGUAAUAUUGUGUUCAAAAUGGUUAUUACAAUUUUUUUGUUCAAGUUAACCUUUUUUGUUUUUGAUUUUUUUUUUUUUCAUUAUUGUUUCCAUGUUACAUUUGGGGAUUCCUCUUGAAAAUCUGUUACUGUUUUGUCAUAGUAGAACACUGCCUUACACUAAAAUAAACAUGACAACACAA